Molecule: messenger RNA, 1310 nt
Organism: Dipodomys ordii (Ord's kangaroo rat)
Lineage: Eukaryota; Metazoa; Chordata; Mammalia; Rodentia; Heteromyidae
Gene: Ftsj1
Product: FtsJ RNA methyltransferase homolog 1 (E. coli)
Exons: 12
Coding region: 240-1193 (317 amino acids)
Biological process (GO): cytoplasmic translation; tRNA methylation
Cellular component (GO): cytoplasm
Molecular function (GO): tRNA methyltransferase activity
Source: RefSeq, a predicted model, not a curated record
GCCGGAGCCUCGGUGUUCACAAUGAAAAGUUUGCCACGCUCAUUUGGGCCAACUACGAUUCUGAACUGAAGCCCUUUCUGGUUUACGAUUUUGCCGCGGCUGUGGCUGCUGGCAGGCCAGCCUCCUUCCUCCUCCAGCUUCCCGCUCCGAGAGCUAAGGUCAUCUACUCCCCUGGGACAGACUGAAACCAGGCAGCAUCAGCUGACUGCCAGCAAGUUGCUAGGUCAACAGUGUGUGAGAUGGGACGGACAUCGAAGGACAAGCGAGAUGUCUACUACCGCCUAGCCAAGGAGAAUGGCUGGCGGGCCCGAAGUGCCUUCAAGCUGCUACAGCUUGAUGAGGAAUUUCAGCUCUUUCAAGGCGUGACACGGGCAGUUGACCUAUGUGCAGCCCCUGGCAGUUGGAGCCAGGUAUUGAGCCGGAAAAUUGGGAGCCAGGGAUCCGGCCAAGUGGUGGCUGUGGACUUGCAAGCUAUGGCUCCCCUUACAGGUGUGAUACAGAUCCAAGGGGACAUCACUCAGCUUUCCACCGCCAAGGAGAUUAUCCAGCACUUUGAGGGCUGCCCUGCUGACCUAGUGGUGUGCGAUGGGGCUCCUGAUGUCACUGGCCUCCAUGAUGUUGAUGAGUACAUGCAGGCUCAGCUCCUCCUAGCCGCACUAAAUAUUGCUACACAUGUCUUGAAGCCAGGUGGCUGCUUUGUGGCCAAGAUAUUCCGAGGCCGGGAUGUGACACUGCUCUACAGCCAGCUGCGUAUCUUCUUUGCCAAUGUGCUCUGUGCCAAGCCCAGGAGUAGCCGGAACUCCAGCAUUGAGGCCUUCGCUGUCUGUAGGGGUUAUGACCCUCCUGAGGGCUUCGUGGCAGACCUGGCCAAACCCCUGCUGGACCACUCAUACGAUUCAGACUUCAACCAGUUGAAUGGUCCCACUCGCUUUAUUGUGCCUUUUGUGACCUGUGGGGACCUGAGCGCCUACGACUCAGACUGCAGUUACUCUUUGGAUCUCAAGGAUGGCUCCAAAUAUGAGUACACUCCACCCACACAGCCCCCCAUUUCACCCCCGUACCAGGAGGCCUGCAUAUUGAAGAAGAAGGGGCGGCUGGCCAAGGAGGUCCAUACCCAGAACUGUGCUGUCAGCAAAGUAGAUCAGCCCGUCCCUUACCACCACACCGUCCUGGCUCCUAAGGAACCAGCAUAGACAGAAGUGGAAGAACAAAUAUGAAAAGAAGUAGCUGAGAAGCAGGCAUUGCUGUUGGCUACGCCUGUAAUCCCAGCUACUCAGGAGAAUUAAGAGCUGGAGGAUGGAAGUUUGAAG